Molecule: messenger RNA, 4089 nt
Organism: Ictalurus punctatus (channel catfish)
Lineage: Eukaryota; Metazoa; Chordata; Actinopteri; Siluriformes; Ictaluridae
Gene: grik4
Product: glutamate receptor, ionotropic, kainate 4
Exons: 11
Coding region: 1-1857 (618 amino acids)
Biological process (GO): modulation of chemical synaptic transmission; synaptic transmission, glutamatergic; monoatomic ion transport
Cellular component (GO): plasma membrane; presynaptic membrane; postsynaptic membrane
Molecular function (GO): transmitter-gated monoatomic ion channel activity involved in regulation of postsynaptic membrane potential; kainate selective glutamate receptor activity
Source: RefSeq, a predicted model, not a curated record
AUGGUGCGGCCUUCAAAACUCAUGCUCCUGCCCGAGGUUGAUGACAUGGCCUACCAAGUCAUGCUCCUUUCUGGAUAUGUCAGGAUUUCCCAUGAGUGCCGAGCGCAACACACCAAAAUCGGUCAGUGGCAUUCGGAGCAGGGGCUGUCUAUGGAGAAAAAGCUUCCCUCAAUUAAUGUUACAGACACACUCUUCAACACCACACUAAUCAUCACAACCAUCCUGGAGAAUCCUUACGUGAUGCUGAAAGCCAACUACCAGGAGCUGGAGGGGAAUGAGCGCUAUGAGGGUUUUUGCGUGGACAUGCUGAAGGAGCUGGCCGACAUCCUGAAGUUCAACUACCGCAUUAAGCUGGUGAGCGAUGGAGUGUACGGUGUCCCGGGUGCCAAUGGAACCUGGACGGGAAUGGUGGGCGAGCUCAUCGCCAGGAAGGCUGAUCUAGCCGUGGCCGGCCUGACCAUCACAGCCGAGAGAGAGAAGGUCAUUGAUUUCUCCAAGCCCUUCAUGACACUGGGGAUUAGUGUCAUGUACCGAGUACAUUUGGGAAGAAGACCAGGGUAUUUUUCCUUCCUGGAUCCCUUCUCUCCAGGGGUCUGGCUCUUCAUGUUGCUGGCAUAUCUAGCAGUUAGCUGUGUGCUCUUUCUGGUAGCCAGGUUGACCCCCUACGAAUGGUACAAUCCACACCCCUGUCUGAAGGGACGCUGUAGUCUCCUCAUUAAUCAGUACUCUCUGGGAAAUAGUUUCUGGUUCCCAGUAGGGGGGUUCAUGCAACAAGGUUCUACCAUUGCUCCACGAGCUCUCUCUACACGUUGUGUCAGUGGAGUAUGGUGGGCCUUCACCCUUAUCAUCAUCUCUUCCUACACGGCUAACCUGGCUGCCUUCCUCACUGUCCAGAGGAUGGACGUUCCCAUCGAGUCUGUGGACGAUCUGGCAGAUCAGACAGCCAUCGAGUACGGCACCAUGCACGGUGGCUCCACCAUGACCUUCUUCCAGAACUCGCGUUACCAGACGUACCAGCGCAUGUGGAACUUCAUGCACUCCAAGCAGCCCAGUGUAUUUGUGAAGAGCACAGAGGAGGGUAUCGCCCGUGUACUGAACUCCAAUUAUGCGUACCUACUAGAAAGCACCAUGAAUGAGUACUAUAGGCAACGCAACUGCAACCUCACACAGAUUGGAGGUCUGCUGGACACCAAGGGCUAUGGCAUUGGAAUGUCUCUGGGCUCUGUGUACCGGGAUGAGUUUGACCUGGCCAUCCUCAGACUGCAGGAAGAGAACCGGUUGGAGAUCCUAAAAAGGAAAUGGUGGGAAGGUGGAAAGUGUCCAAAGGAGGAGGACCAUAGAGCCAAAGGACUUGGCAUGGAGAAUAUCGGUGGGAUCUUUGUAGUCCUGGUCUGUGGCCUGUUAAUUGCUAUCUUCAUGGCGGUAUUGGAGUUUGUAUGGAUGCUGCGUCAUACUCCAGGAACAGAGUUGUCAGUGUGUGAGGAGAUGCUGCGGGAGCUGCAAGGCAUCGUGCUGUGUCAGGACAGCCUGCAGCUGCGACGGAGACGUAGCGGUGGCACCAGCGCUCUGCGCCCGCAUCCUCUACCCACAGAGGACAGACGUGCUCGGCCCACAGGGACCAGCCUCAGCAAUGGCAGGUUGUGCACAGGCACGGGACUGUCAGAGCCACUCUCCCACAAACUGGCACAGGAGGCGGCCAUCGUGGCACGUGGUUGCAGCCACAUCCGCAUCUGCCCCGAGUGCAGACGCUUCCAGGGGCUGCGGGUGCACCCACCAGGGACCCCACGGGCAUCGCCCACUCACAGUGAUGAUAGCUUCGAGUGGGACAAGACCACCAACAGCAGUGAACCUGAAUAACAAACGCUGGCUUUUCACUAAACUGAGUCUGUAAAAGAGUAGGGAUUGAGGAACAGAUAAACUCAAUUUGAAGAUGUGUUUAUAUUUCCGAAAGCUGGAAUGGGGUCUAAUCUCUGUAUACACUGCCCUCUGCAUCAUCUGCCCUGAAUAGCAUUUUGCAGCAAACCGAAGGGGGGCUUUGUACUAUGCAGCAUUUUUUUUUUUUUUGUCUUACUGUGCUGUUGAUUUUACUUUAAAUUAUUCCUUUUUGGUUGUGAGAUCACAGUUGUACUAUUACUAGAUGAUUGCAAUUGCUAUUUUCUUGUUCUCACAAUGAUCAUGAUUACAGCUUUUAUUUUCCUCAACCAGCGGAGAGGCAUUCUUUACUGAUGACAGCCACAGGGAACUAGUUGUGAAGACUUUACACAUCAUCGCAGUUUGGAAGCAUUUUUUUAAGUGCUGAAUAAACUUGGUAUUGAUUUUUUUUUUUUGUCCCGCUACAUGGUCUUGAGGAUAUGACUGCGAAGAGAACUGAACACACAACCAUGAUGAUAUCUUUUUAACUAUAGUGAUAUUCUAUUAAAAAAAAAGAGAUAGAGCUUUGAUAUGCACGUGUGAAGGUUUUGUUGAGAGUUCCAGAGAGAAGUUUUCUGUUAUUUUGUUCCAUCUCUGUUAUUUUGUGCGGCAAUUUUAAAACCCUUAUCAGAAAUGUUUGUAAAGGCUUUAGCUUGUAUUGGAAGAGGUUUUGGUUGUGUUGAUCGUUUCUGGUUGUUCAAGCAUGAGACUGUAGAAUUAUAUGAUUCUGUCUGACAUAAGACUGGUUCUGGGAAUAUUUGCCUUACAAGUGUAGUUUAAGGGUUUAAAAGUGUUCAGUAAAAAUCAUUCCCAUGUUCAUAUUUCUCUGGUCUAAAACUGAGAACGGCAAGUUCUCAUCAUGUCCCCAGCACAGUUUCAACCUAAACUCCUAAUUCACACAAGCAGAAGUUCCAUUAUGAGUCCACAGAGAUUUGCUGUACACUCUUAAAAAUAAAGGUUAAAUUAGAACCUACAGUAAAAGGAUUUUUCAAGCUGAUGUCUUAGGAGAACUCUUUUAAGUUGCACAAAGAACCUUUCAUUCACAAGUUCUGUAGAGAACCAUCUAUUUACUGGUGCUACAAAGAACCCAGAAAUUAUUCUUCACAGCAGUGCCACAAGGAACAAUGUUAUCAUAAGUUCUCAUAAUUUUAUCAUUAAAAAAAAAAAAAAAAAACCUUAGUUAGUGCUUUACGGAACCAAAGUAGGUUCUUAAGAGUGAUGCCAGGAGAACCUUUUCCAGUCCCACAAAGAACCUUAUAAGGUUCACUUUAACCUGCUCUGAAGAACUUAUAAUGAACUGAAAAAAACUUCUUUUAUCUCUAAAGAGCCAUAUAGCUCAACUCAAGAACCUUAUACACUGAAAAAUGGUUCUCAAAAAGAAGAAUGUUCUUUGUAGAACCUAUGAUGCUGUAAAGAACCAUUAAAGAACCUAUAUUUUUAAGAGUGUAGGUAACACACCUGGGGAAAUGACCUAUGAUAUGUACGGUGUCGUCAAGCUAGAGAGUGUACAGUGUAUAUGGUUUCAAUGGAACUAUUUUUUUAGUAGCACAAAACAGGAACAAGGUGUCAUGAGAAGAGGCAAUGCUCUGAGGAUGUGGAACGUUCUUGUGGGAAGUUUCUCAUGCUCCUCAUUCCUAAGAGUAAAUAUAUAAAGUAAAACACCAAGGUUUUGAAUAAAAGGCCAUCAAUGUCUAUUGGUUCAUGUAUUUCCAACACAUUCAUAAUCAUAAAUACAUUAUAUGGACAAAAGUAUGUGGAAACCUGACCAUCACACCCAUAUGUGGUUCUUCCUCAAACUGUUGCCACAAAGUUGCAAGCACACAAUUGUAUACAAUGUCUUUGUAUGCCAUAACAUUGCAAUUUCCCUUCCCUGGAACUAAGAGGCCCAAAUCUGUUCCAGCAUGACAAUGCCACUGUGCACAAAGCGAGCUCCAUGAAGACGUGGGUUGCAGAGGAUGGAGUGGAAGAACUCGAGUGUCCUGCACAGACCCCUGACAUCAACCCCACUGAACACCUUUGGGAUGAACUGAAACUCUGACUUCACCCCGACCUCCUCACCCAACAUCAGAGCCUGAUCUCACUAAUGCUCUUGCUGCUGAAUGCGCACAAAUACCCACAGCCUCGCUCAAAAACCUAGUUAUUAGAAACAAGGUUAUUAGCACCGCAAAGGGGGACUAA